AUGUCGAAUGUCCCUCGCUCCCACACUCCAGGCGGCUCGCGCCUCAGUACCGUACCCUCGCAGAAGCCGCGCCAACUCUCUCACCUACAAGCGCAACUGGCACAACUGACGGCAAACAUGGCGGACCUGGAGAGUCUGAUGCGUAUGACGGCUGGUCAGGCACAGGAUAUGCGGGGAUUGGGCGGUUAUGCUGGCGCCAUGUUCAUGGCGGCAAGCAAAGUCUUGGGAGAAGAGACGGUCAAGGGCGGCGGAGCGGUGGAUGACAAGAAG
This is a messenger RNA of Bipolaris victoriae FI3, 270 nucleotides long. RefSeq lists its product as hypothetical. NCBI's taxonomy places the organism in Eukaryota, Fungi, Ascomycota, Dothideomycetes, Pleosporales, Pleosporaceae. Gene Ontology annotation, biological process: attachment of spindle microtubules to kinetochore. The transcript is spliced from 2 exons. Gene Ontology annotation, cellular component: DASH complex. The record is from RefSeq and is a predicted model, not a curated record. The annotation marks the transcript as partial.